GUCAUUUACAUCUCUGGUGUACCCCCAGAUCUUCAAGAAGUGGAGAUCGUCAAAUGUCUCAGGGAAUGUCUUCCUUUCAAAAUCCAGCUCAAUCAUCCUGUCCCGAACAGGGACAGACACAAGCCAGAUGCAUACUAUGAUUGGAUGACUAGACAAGUCUUGCUUAUCGCACAAGCUGAAAAGGCUCUCGCUAUCCUCCCGUUUCACUUCGCCUUUGUCAUGAAAAAUAUGACCGUCUCCCCUGCACCUCCUCCGAGCUAUCUUCCGUUCCCUGACCCUACCACCAGAAUCCGCUACAUUCGACCUCAACGACUGGUUUUUCCGCCCGAACCCUCGCCUAGUCGUGAUGGGAUCCUCCCCACAGCCUGGCCCACUUCAGGAGAUAUCUUUGAGGCACUCAGACCAUGGGGCUCCUUGCGACAAGUCAAUGUCUGGCGGGAUGAAGACGGGGCCGAGCUCGAAGGCGAAGAGCAUAAUUGGCGCGCCUUAGCUGAGUUCUGGCACGAGGACGAAGCGGAGCGAUUUUCCACGGGCUUCGGGGCAACGGCCAGUUAUCUAAAAGGAUGGCAGAUCUUUGUCAUUGCUGGUGCACAAAGCGAACCGAUUUCCCAACCCUCUUUCGUCCCUUCAAUUCCUACACCCCAGCCGCCUCACCCUUCAGCUAUCACGCUUCCAUCUCACAAUGUCCAAUAUCUUCCACAAACCCCAGCUCAGCUCAGCUCCGAGGCUUUCAAGCAGUCCGUCGGUAUCAUGUCCAUCCGCGACUCUCCAGAGCAUGGCGUCGUUCCUGUCAUCCCUGGAAUGGGUGUCCCACCGACUCCACCUUACACCGAAGUUGUGCCUUGGUCAGCUCAUAAUGUGUUCGCUGGGAAGAACGACUAUGAUGUCAGCCUUCCCUUCUCUCCGACUGCCGACUCGCAUCGAGGUAGCCAACUUAGCACAAAGGGCAGUAUAGGUAGUCUCAAUAGUCUGUCCCGAUCUGUCUCUGGAACUCCAAGGAAGUGGAGUUUAGACGUGAGCGAGACUGUCAGUGGGGAGUAUAAGGCGGUCGGACUGAUCGCGAACGAUGGGAUGUACAUACAACAUGGUCCUGGACAGCAUAUACGCCCUGCUCCGGUGAGCGGACCAGGCUCGACCAGCGCGUCUGGGCUUGUCGAUUAUGCGAAUGUGUUCGUCAAGAGUUUGGACCCAGAUAUCAACUCCGACUUCCUUAAGCAUUUGUUUGAGCCCAUGGGCCGGAUCGUCAGUGCAAAGGUGAUGCGUGAUGACUUGGGCAGGAGUCGUGGCUACGGGUUUGUCAGCUUUCAAUCUCCGGAAAUGGCGGCUGCAGCUAUCGCGCAGUUCAACGGUACCACUGUCGGACGUCAACAAAUUCAGGUCACGCUUCAUGAACCUCGCAAGCUGCGACCAGAGAAAAUUGCGGAGCGCAAGGCUCUUGGUCUGCCGGCGAGUUUUGGUCGUGCUAGUGGCCAGAGAGCACGGUCGUCUACUAGUCCACAACGGACUGACGCCAAGUGGCGUUCGAGAAACUACUCAUCGAUCUCGCCUUUUGCUACCACCGACGACAUUCGACUCCUCAGUCCACAGAGCCGCAAGGUAGAGCUUGAGAAGCGAGUCGAUCCAAGGGUCAGGACUUUCGCCCAACUGAACGCCGUUCCAGAGGGGUUCAUCCAGCCGGCCGUGUCUGCCCUCGUACAAUCCGACCUCGAACUCAUCUCCCUCCUCCAUGAUCCACAUCAGUUGCAAAUCCGCAUUGCGGAGACAAUCGGCACCCUUCAAGGCGACCCAGAUCUCGACUCGGUUUCGUCACUCCCACUUUCUUCGCGUGAGUCUGACACACUACACGCUGAGGUAGCUCGCAUCGACCCCAUGGAGGUCGACCAAGUCAUGACGAUUCUUCUCUCCACUGUCACCAUCGAAGAGCUGCGUCACUGUCUAUCGUCAAAGUCUUAUCUUGCAGCAACAUACAACGUCGCCAAGAAGGAACUGAUCCGUCGCCAAGAGGUGACUGCUCCAACUGUACCCGCCCCCACGCCCGUCAACCAAUCACCAUCGCCCCCUCGCUCGUCGCUUGAACCGAAUCAAGAUCCUCCCACCAUCCUGGACAUCCCAUCCGCUACACUUCCCGCUCUCGCCGCUCUUUCUGCCAGGGACAUUGUCGCGAAUCUCACAUACGAAGGUUCGGACAUUUUACUCUUCAAGCUCAACCUCGGCCGGCCUGCGGCGCAAGAAGUCUCGGGACUGGCUGCGUGGUCGGAUAAGGUGAUGAAGAAGCCAAUGAUUGAGCGAAAGACCGAGAUGGCGGCUAUGCUGGCAAAGAGACUAGAUGGAGGACUAGUGAAGAGGAGUCAGAAGAUGAAAGUAGCAAUGGGAAUUGUCAAUGGUGAGACGGAUGAUGGGGCUUUGUGCAGACUGUGA
Molecule: messenger RNA, 2418 nt
Organism: Tremella mesenterica DSM 1558
Lineage: Eukaryota; Fungi; Basidiomycota; Tremellomycetes; Tremellales; Tremellaceae
Exons: 9
Cellular component (GO): ribonucleoprotein complex; nucleus; cytoplasmic stress granule
Molecular function (GO): poly(A) binding; poly(U) RNA binding; mRNA 3'-UTR binding
Source: RefSeq, a predicted model, not a curated record